This is a messenger RNA of Papilio polytes (common Mormon), 2374 nucleotides long. RefSeq names its product DNA replication licensing factor mcm5 (gene Mcm5). The transcript has 13 exons. Lineage: Eukaryota; Metazoa; Arthropoda; Insecta; Lepidoptera; Papilionidae. The coding region runs from base 126 to 2315 and encodes 729 amino acids. Gene Ontology annotation, cellular component: MCM complex; nucleus. Gene Ontology annotation, biological process: DNA replication initiation; DNA replication; double-strand break repair via break-induced replication. Gene Ontology annotation, molecular function: ATP hydrolysis activity; single-stranded DNA helicase activity; single-stranded DNA binding. The record is from RefSeq and is a predicted model, not a curated record.
UGUCAGAUGUCAAAAUACGCGCCAAAACAAGUUUGAGUUUGUAUUUUGUAGUUAAACUGUUUUAAUUUUAUUGUUAUAACAACGUUAACAUUUUUAAUAUUACCCAUUUCAUUUAAAAACCCACUAUGGAAGGCUUUGAUGAUCCUGGAGUCUUUUUUUCUGAUAACUUCGGUGCCGAGGAAAAUGAAUCACAAGAUCAAAUUAACUUACAAGCCGUAAAGAAAAAGUUUAAAGAAUUUAUUCGACAAUAUCAUACUGGAAAUUUUAAUUACAAAUACAGAGAUGCUCUCAAACGUAAUUAUAACCUAAACCAAUACUGGGUUGAGAUUAACAUAGAAGAUUUGUCAAGUUUUGAUGAUGUUUUAGCAGAAAAGUUAUAUAAGAAACCAACCGAACAUUUGCCAGUUUUGGAAGAAGCAGCUAAGGAGUUAGCAGAUGAGCUGACAGCGCCUCGCCCUGAAGGUGAGGAGAAAGUAGAAGACAUACAAGUGUUACUAUCCUCCGAUGCACAUCCAUCUAAUUUAAGAGAACUUAAGUCUGAAACAGUGUCACGUCUAGUAAAGAUACCAGGUAUUGUGAUAUCAACGUCAGCUAUAAAAGCAAAGGCAACAAAAAUAUCAAUACAAUGUCGCUCCUGUCGCAAUAUUAUACCCAACUUGCCUGUGAAACCUGGACUUGAAGGAUAUGUUAUGCCUAGGAAAUGUAAUACAGAACAAGCUGGUCGACCAAAAUGUCCCUUAGAUCCAUAUUUCAUUAUACCAGAUAAAUGUAAAUGCAUUGACUAUCAGGUGUUGAAGCUGCAAGAGAGUCCGGAAAGCAUCCCUCAGGGUGAGAUGCCCCGUCACCUGACAGUUUACUGCGAGCGCACACUGUGUGAGCGUGUGUCACCUGGAGCAAGGCUGACCGUGCUGGGCAUAUACUCUAUCAAGAAGAUCGCUAAAAUAGGAAAAGAGAACCGUGACAAGGGUUCAGUGGGGGUAAGGUCGUCGUACCUGCGCGCGGUAGGGCUGACGGCGGAGGAGGGCGUCACGGGAGGGCUGCGACCUUUCACAGCUGAAGAGGAGGAACAGUUCCGUCGUCUGGCCGCGGCUCCAGACAUAUACGAGAGGAUCGCCAAGUCCAUCGCUCCCAGUGUCUUUGGCGCUGUCGAUAUGAAGAAAGCUAUCGCCUGUUUGUUAUUCGGAGGGUCCCGUAAAAGAUUGCCAGAUGGUCUAACUCGGCGUGGGGACAUCAACAUCCUGUUACUGGGUGACCCCGGCACGGCCAAGUCCCAGCUGCUGAAGUUUGUGGAGAAAGCUGCCCCAGUGGGGGUGUAUACUUCGGGCAAGGGCUCCAGUGCAGCAGGACUUACUGCAUCCGUUAUCAGGGACCCUGGCAGUCGAAACUUCGUAAUGGAGGGUGGUGCGAUGGUGCUGGCGGACGGCGGCGUGGUGUGCAUCGACGAGUUCGACAAGAUGCGUGAGGACGACCGCGUCGCCAUACACGAGGCCAUGGAGCAGCAGACUAUAUCCAUUGCAAAGGCAGGUAUAACGACGACUCUAAACUCGCGGUGCUCAGUGCUGGCGGCCGCUAACUCCGUGUUCGGUCGCUGGGACGACACUAAGGCGGAUGAUAAUAUCGACUUCAUGCCAACUAUACUGUCCCGAUUCGACAUGAUAUUCAUUGUUAAAGAUGAACACGACCAGAAUAGAGAUAUUACUCUAGCCAAGCACAUAAUGUCAGUGCACAUGGGGGGCGACAGCGCGGAGCGCGAGAUGGGCAGCGGGGAGCUGCCGCUGGGCGUGGUGCGGCGCUACGGCGCGUACUGCCGCGCGCGCUGCGGCCCGCGCCUCUCCGCGCCCGCCGCCGAGCGCCUGCGCGCGCGCUACGUCCUCAUGCGCGCCGGCGCCUCGCAACACGAACGACACGCAGAUAAACGACUCUCUAUACCUAUCACUGUCAGACAACUGGAGGCUAUAGUACGCAUCUCAGAGUCGUUGGCGAAGAUGCAGCUGGCGGCGUUCGCGACGGAGGCGCACGUGGCGGAGGCGCUGCGCCUCUUCCAGGUCUCCACGCUGGACGCCGCCAUGACCGGCAGCCUCGCGGGUGCUGAAGGUUUCACUACAGAAGAGGACCACGAGAUGCUGUCGCGUAUAGAGAAGCAGUUGAAACGUAGAUUCGCCGUGGGCUCGCAGGUGUCGGAGCAGACCAUCAUACAGGACUUCAUCAGACAGAAGUAUCCGGAGCGCGCCAUACUCAAGGUGGUGCACACGAUGAUAAGACGCGGCGAACUACAGCACAGAUUGCAAAGGAAAAUGUUGUACAGACUGUCAUAAAAUUUAUAUUUUAUGCGUUAUUGAUUUAAUUUGAACUGAAAUAAAACCCUAUUUUCUUU